Penicillium nucicola is the source of this 687-nucleotide messenger RNA. RefSeq lists its product as uncharacterized. The coding region runs from base 1 to 687 and encodes 228 amino acids. NCBI's taxonomy places the organism in Eukaryota, Fungi, Ascomycota, Eurotiomycetes, Eurotiales, Aspergillaceae. The transcript is spliced from 4 exons. The record is from RefSeq and is a predicted model, not a curated record.
AUGGCUACUCCCCGCAAUAUUACUAUUGAUACCCUCAAUGGGAAUUGGAUCUUGAACAAAGCCCUGUCAAGUGAGAUAGAUCCCGUUCUGAAGCUACAAAAUGUCAGUUGGAUAUUCCGCAAGGCCUUGGCCCUCACAGACAUCUGCCUGAGAAUCUCCACAUCCUAUUCCACAGGACUAGAGCCCACCGCUACGAUUGAGUUCUUGCAGACCCCAUCAAUGGGCAAGUUGGCUUCAACUAUUGAAAAGCGCACGCUAGACGGAGAGACGAGGCACCACUCAGAUUACCUUUUUGGGGCCGUACUGUUCCGGAGUGUCUUUGUACGAGGAUCUUCUGGCACGGAGGAUGUUAGCAGCUUGGGGCCGGUGUUUGAAGUACAGACAAAGUCAUCGGGUACGGAUGUUGAGAGAUUUUUGAGAGGAAAGACAAUUCCCGAUGAAAGUAAAGUCGUUCCUUCUUCUGGAGGAUUCCUUGUCGAGGAACCAGAGAGUGACCAGGCUCAGUCGCAGAGUGGGGGAUUGUGGGUGCAUUCGUUUGAGAGGAGUGUAGAGUUGGGCUGGACAGCAGAGCAGGUCUGGGGGUUUGAGAUGAUACAUGGACAUCGAUACUUUACGCGCAGGGUGGCUGUCUCGGGGGCAGAAGUCAAAUAUAUCUGUGGGCGGUUUGUUUACGAUUUCGUUAAGUGA